AUGGCUUCUACUACCUCUUCAUGCCUCGUGCUUCUUAUUCCUCUCCUCGUGAGCCUUCACAUUGUGGCAUGUGCCGCUGGAAAUUUAAACCAAGACUUUCAGAUUACAUGGGGAGAUGGUCGUGCAAAAAUACUUAACAACGGAAAUCUUCUCACUCUCUCACUUGAUAAGGCCUCUGGCUCUGGCUUUCAGUCCAAGAAUGAAUACUUAUUUGGCAAAAUUGAUACGCAGCUCAAGCUUGUUCCUGGAAACUCUGCUGGCACCGUCACUGCCUAUUAUCUCUCCUCAAAGGGAUCAACAUGGGAUGAGAUCGACUUUGAAUUCUUGGGGAAUCUAAGUGGUGACCCUUAUAUUCUACACACCAAUGUGUUCAGCCAAGGCAAGGGCAACAGGGAGCAGCAAUUCUAUCUCUGGUUUGACCCAACUGCAGAUUUCCACACAUACUCAAUUCUUUGGAAUCCCCAACGCAUUGUUUUUUCAGUGGAUGGCACCCCCAUCAGGGAGUUCAAGAAUUUGGAAUCAAUUGGAGUUCCUUUUCCAAAGAACCAAGCCAUGAGGAUAUACUCAAGCCUUUGGAACGCUGAUGAUUGGGCCACAAGGGGUGGACUCGUUAAGACUGAUUGGUCCAAAGCACCUUUCACCGCUUCAUAUAGGAAUUUCAAUGCAAAUGCUUGUGUAUGGAACGGUGGAAAAUCCUCAUGCAAAUCAAAUUCAGCUUCCUCUGCAUGGCUAUCACAAGAGUUGGAUUCAACGGGUCAACAGAGGCUGAAGUGGGUGCAGAAGAACUACAUGAUUUACAAUUACUGCUCAGACAGGAAGAGGUUUCCCCAAGGCCUCCCACUUGAAUGCAACCACUAG
This is a messenger RNA of Abrus precatorius (Indian licorice), 858 nucleotides long. Its product is annotated as xyloglucan endotransglucosylase/hydrolase protein 22-like. Lineage: Eukaryota; Viridiplantae; Streptophyta; Magnoliopsida; Fabales; Fabaceae. Bases 1 to 858 code for a protein of 285 amino acids. Gene Ontology annotation, molecular function: hydrolase activity, hydrolyzing O-glycosyl compounds; xyloglucan:xyloglucosyl transferase activity. The transcript is spliced from 3 exons. The record is from RefSeq and is a predicted model, not a curated record. Gene Ontology annotation, cellular component: cell wall; apoplast. Gene Ontology annotation, biological process: cell wall biogenesis; xyloglucan metabolic process.